AUGAACUAUUUGAUUCUUGUCGUGCUUGUGUGCAUCGGAGAAUUACAUGGGUUGCUAUUCGGAGGCAGUAAUAAAGGACCUGCUUGGGAUACUUUCAGGAUGACUUGGGGCCCAAAUCCAUUGAGUAGUCAAUAUUUUGUGAAACAACCUCUGACACUUAACGAAGCGCUUAACAAUGGUUUCAUUGAAAUUCCAGGUCAAUGCAACGGUCUAUUUCUCGGACAACGACUCGUUAAAAAUGACGAUCCAGCUGUGAUUUUAAUUUAUGACAAACAGGGUACCAUAGCCGGCAUGCAAUUAGCAGUUCCCGACGUAUUCAUCUCAGAUACGCAUUACAAAUUUUCAACACAGAAAAUGUUCAAUCGCGAUCAAGUUCUCGGCAUCGAUGCUCAUCUUCUCACCGCCUAUUUUGUCAAUCCACUCACUAUUUGUUCAACAGGUCGGGAUCCAUCCAGUCUUAAACACGAAGGUACAGGUACUGGACUUUGGCUGCAAAAUGGUACGGAUCCAAUCCGUGAUUCAAUUCAAAUUCCACUCUUUGAAAGUGAUCUUAGCCAGACCAAAUGGGACAAGGGUCUCUGCUUUCCGUCGAUGGGUAAACAUUAUUGGUACGACAAUCGAGCUGACAUGAACUGUGACGAAAUAUUUCCCUCAUUUCUCUUGUACAACAAAGGCAAAUUGACCGGAUUUGGAUGGACUCUUAUUGGUAAAUUCGAAUAUACAAAACGAACGGAGUUUCCAUCGUUGGCCACUGUAUUGGCAUUUCGCGAUCCAGUUCCGACAUGCUUGAAACAAAAGUAUCAAGAGACAGGCGGUUUCACAACCAUGCAUCUUUACUUCAAUGCCGACACGAUGAAUCUUCUUUGCUAA
This is a messenger RNA of Rotaria sordida, 870 nucleotides long. The record is from the annotation of a GenBank genome assembly. Lineage: Eukaryota; Metazoa; Rotifera; Eurotatoria; Philodinida; Philodinidae.